Messenger RNA from Caretta caretta (loggerhead turtle), 2468 nucleotides. It is a transcript of the gene ANKRD66, whose product is annotated as ankyrin repeat domain 66. Gene Ontology annotation, molecular function: protein binding. NCBI's taxonomy places the organism in Eukaryota, Metazoa, Chordata, Testudines, Cheloniidae. The record is from RefSeq and is a predicted model, not a curated record.
GAGGCCAACUGUGUGUUGUGAGCUGGCAGAUCUUCAGCAACAUCUUUGAGAAAUGCACUAUGAUUUUAUCUGUGGUUUUCUUUAUUUACUGAGUCACACUUUGUAACAGAUUUCCCUGAACUUGGAGACUAAAUACCUAGCAAACAUCACCAGCAGACUGCAAUCAGUGAUUGGUUUAGGUUCAGUUAACUGUGGAUGUUAAUUUUCUUUCUUUCUUUUUGUCUCUCUGCCUUUCUUGUUCUGGCCUUCGAUAGAAUUUUGAUACAGAUGGUUAAUGUCUGAAUUUUCAGUGUGGACACUGCCUAAUCCAUUCAAAUUGUCUCUUGGGUUGAGGCUUUUCUGAGCCAGUUACUGAAAACUGCUAUAUAAAGCAUGUGCAUGAAGUUGUUGUUUUGUUGUUCUUGUACUAGGGGUUGUCAGAACUGUGCAACAUGACAGAGCUUCAUGAAGCUGUAGCUCUGGGCGAUUACGAUUUAGUGAAUAAGCUUCUGAAAAAAGGGCUUUUUGAUGUGAAUUACAAAGAUAUGGAUUGGAAUGACAGGACACCACUGCACUGGGCUGCUGCUAAAGGACAAUCAGAGAUGGUAAAGCUACUUGUGCAGCAUGGCGCUCGCCUUUGCUUGAGAACUGACGUGGGUUGGACUCCAGCUCAUUUUGCGGCUGAGUCAGGAAGACUGGGCGUUCUAAGGACUCUUCAUUUUUUGCAUGCCGCCCUCGAUACAGCAGAUCUCUAUGGGGACACUCCGAAAAGGAUUGCAGAAAUCUACGGACACAAAGACUGCGUGAAGUUCUUAGAAAUAGCUGAGGUGGAGUGCAGGGACUACCGUUUGGUGGCAGGAUUGAAAGAGAUUCAACUGGACCAGACAGAUGAAGACUGGGAACUCAAGAAAGAAGAGCUUGAGAAAAAUACACCCUGUGUUCAAGCAAAAUCUACACUCUCUACUCAAAAGAAAAACAGAGGAAAGAAUGUGAAACAGUAGAGUCUUCAGAUUCCUUUGAACUAGGGAAAGUCACAGAGAGCUAGUCAAAGACACUAACAGACCCCAGAUACAUCUGGAGUAUGAAACAUACACUCAGUGCUUGUUUACAUGGUGCUUUAGUCCACGUCAGAGGGGUAAAUUUUAGUCUGCACUAGCAUGCUGCGUGCUAACUGGCUUGUGUGUGCCCUGCUGGCAUGCACCGAAAUUCUCUAGUGUGCAUUACCGUAGCCCUGUUCUAGACAAGCCUAUGUUAAUGUGGGAACUUUUAGUAUAUGCCACUAGGGUCCACGUAGGUCAGUUAGUGCAUGACACACUAGUGGGGACUAAAAUUGACACCCCUCUGGUGUGAAUUAAAGAACUGUGUAGAGAAGACCUAAGAGAAAAAGCAUAUGGUCUGUGUGGUGGGUUGUACAUAUGGCUAUUAAUGGGAAAUGGCUAGAAGUAGUGGAUCUGGCUAUUGUGACAAAGUCAGUCCUGACAGACAGAGUGGUAGAGGGCAGACAUAUCAAUCCUUGAAUGGAAAAAUUCAAAACAAAAACUUUGUUUUGUUUUAAUUUGAAAAAAAAAUCACUUUUUCCUUUUCUCCCCUGGGAACACUUUCUCACUCUUUCUUCUCCCCUUCCUGUUUUCCAGUGAGGGAAAAAAGUUAAACUGUUUUUUACCUACUGAAAUUAAAAGAAAAGAGAGCCCCUACUCAAAAGAGUUUGCAAUCUAUUAACUUUUACUUCAGUCCAGCAUUGUCAAUUUACACCUGUUGGCCCAUGAGUCAUAAGCUCUCUCAGAGCAAAAAAUAUUCCAUAUAUAUAUAUAUAUAUAUAUAUAUAUAUAUAUACACAGACACACAGAGUUCACAGAUCUCAGCAAUCCCUUAACAUCUUUGAAGUACAAUACAACUUUAUUUGGUACACAAACAGCAUCCUGAAAUGCUUUACAGAGUUAAUAACACAAUGCCAUAAAUAAUAGCAGAGUGGGACAGCAUUGAAGAGAGAUAUUUUUCAGCUCAGAUAUGAAAAGAGAUGAAGGCCACUGCUAGAGGCAGGGGAUCCAUCUAAUCAAGCUAGCACUAGUCUGUUCCAGUAUUCCUAUGCUGCAUAAACCUCUACAUGUAAUUGAUUUGACUGGAGUAACCCUUCUAAUAACUACACUGAUAAUAAUUGUCAUAAAUAUAAAGGGAAGGGUAAACCCCUUUAAAAUCCCUCCUGGCCAGAGGAAAAAUCCUCUCACCUGUAAAGGGUUAAGAAGCUAAAGGUAAUCUCACUGGCACCUGACCAAAAUGACCAAUGAGGAGACAAGAUACUUUCAAAAGCUGGGAGGAGGGAGAGAAACAAAGGGUCUGUGUCUGUCUGUAUGCUGCUUUUGCCAGGGACAGAACAGGAAUGGAGUCUUAGAACUUUUAGUAAGUAAUCUAGCUAGGUAUGUGUUAGAUUAUGAUUUCUUUAAAUGGCUGAGAAAAGAACUGUGCUGAAUAGAAUGACUAUCCCUGUCUGU